GAUACACAUGAACAUACAGGAGAACACAGCUCUGCUUUUCCAACAGAGUCGCAACUUCAUGCGCUGGAGUCUCUAUGUGUUUGUAAUUGGGAAUUGCGGAUCAAUGGCACAGCGACAGGACAGACAUUCGGGAUGAUGUGAAAGAGGGAAUUUAAUGGUCUUUUCUGCCUCCUGAACGCGUGGAUUCACUUCAGACUGAACUUGGAACAUUAAAUGCGCAACUUGUUUUUGAUUGCUGGGGAUUUUCAUGAUGGCUUUCCUGUGGCUCUUUCUGUUGAUCAGAGGAAAUGUGUGAGCACUUGCGCACAUACAGCUGAACAGAAGCGAAGUUUUACAUCUGUGAAGUAACCACUUGGACAGGAGGCUCAGGAUGAGAAGAUGGCAGCCAUACUGUUUCCACCGGGUCCUGACAGUCUACACCGGUUCACUCGUGAGUCCCUGGCUGGAAUCGAGCGGCGGAUCGCCGAGGAGGAGGCCCGCAAUGCCAAGGAGUACCAGGAGGACCUGGGCGACGUGGAGACGCCCAAGUCCCGGGCCGACCUGGAGGCCGGAAAGCAGCUCCCGCGUAUCUUUGGAGACAUUCCGCCUGGACUGGUGGGCGUCCCUCUGGAGGACAUCGAUCCGUUUUACUUCCAGAACAAGAGAACUUUUAUAGUACUGAACAAAGGGAAGGCCAUCUUCCGGUUUAGUGCCACGUCUGCACUCUAUAUUUUUAGCCCUUUUCAUCCCGUUAGAAGAGCAUCAAUAAAGAUUUUAGUACACUCUUUAUUCAGUCUUUUCAUUAUGUGCACUAUUUUGACCAACUGCUGCUUCAUGGCCAUGUCUGAACCAGCGCAGUGGGCCAAAUACGUUGAGUACACGUUCACUGGCAUUUACACGUUUGAGUCGUUGAUAAAGAUCCUGGCGCGGGGUUUCUGCAUCGGCCCCUUCACCUUCCUGAGGGACCCGUGGAACUGGCUGGACUUCAGCGUGAUUGUUAUGGCAUAUGUUACUGAGUUUGUGGACCUGGGCAAUGUCUCAGCGUUACGGACAUUCAGGGUUCUACGAGCACUGAAAACUAUCUCAGUCAUCCCAGGCCUGAAAACCAUCGUCGGCGCCUUGAUCCAAUCGGUGAAGAAGCUGGCGGACGUGAUGAUCCUGACGGUUUUCUGUCUCAGCGUGUUCGCCCUCAUCGGCCUGCAGCUCUUCAUGGGGAACCUGCGGCAGAAAUGCGUCCGCAGCACCGCGCACUGUCUCAACACCACCUUACCUUCAUACAACAACAGCACUUUCUUCUGCAAUAACAGAACCUGGUCCUCGCUGGAGAAUUUCAUCACUAAUGAAGAUAAUUACUUCAAAGUGGAAGGAGCCAAGGACGCCUUAAUAUGUGGGAACGCAAGUGACGCUGGCAAAUGUCCAGAUGGUUUUGAAUGUAUGAAGACCGGACGAAACCCAAACUACGGCUACACCAGCUUCGACACCUUCGGAUGGGCUUUUCUCUCGCUUUUCAGACUCAUGACGCAAGAUUACUGGGAAAACCUCUAUCAUCACACGCUGCGCUCGGCGGGUAAAGCGUACAUGGUGUUUUUCGUGGUGGUGAUCUUCCUGGGCUCCUUUUACCUGGUGAACCUGAUCCUGGCUGUGGUGGCAAUGGCGUACGAGGAGCAGAACCAGGCCACCAUCGCCGAAGCGCUGCAGAAAGAACAGGAGUUUCAGCUCGCCAUGGAACAGCUCAAGAAGGAACAGCAGGCGGCUCAGAAAGCACAAGAAACCGAGUCCAUCUUGACGGCCGACGUGUCGCCGUUCUCCUCACAAGACAAAGGCAAUCUGGACCGGAGGAAAAGCUCGAGGCCGCUGUCAGAAGGAACGGAGGACGGCAGCAACGACAAAUCAGCCAAGAUAGACACUAUAGAGGGGAUGAAGCAAACGCACUCUUUGCUGGUCCGCACUCUCUCCUUACGGGCCAGACGGGAGAGUCAGGUCAGCAUCUUCAACUUCCGGCCACCGAACAAAGACUCGGAGGUGGAUUUCGCCGACGACGAGUUUAGCAAUCACGGCGAUUCGGACAGUCGCGGCGGCUCGCUGGCUCUGCCCUGGAGCAGGAGACGCACCAGCGCUCAAAGCACCUGCAGUCACAGCUCGCAGUUCUUCUUCCCGAGUCUCAACAUCAACGGGAAACUCUUCGUGGCCAUUGACCAGAACGGCAUCUCGGGCCAGGGGCCGCUGUCUCCUCUGCCGCUGCCCACCUGCACCAUGGAGAAGGUCAAAGAGGAAAGCGGACACAACUCCACCAAUGAGCUGAGCAGUAUGCUGCUGCCCCAGCUGCCCCAGGAGGGCCGAGACCGGGCCCUGAGCGCCACCAGCUACAUCACUGACGCCAUGGAAGAGCUGGAGGAGGCGCAGCAGAAGUGUCACCCGUGCUGGUACGCAUUUGCACACAAGUACCUGGUGUGGAUGUGUUGCCCCGGCUGGCUGAAGUUGAAGGAAUGGGUGAAGUUCAUGGUGAAUGAUCCGUUCCUGGAUCUGGCCAUCACUAUCUGCAUCGUUCUCAACACGCUCUUCAUGGCUCUGGAGCACUAUCCCAUGACAGACGAGUUCAACCGUAUGCUGUCUGUGGGAAACCUGGUGUUCACAGGCAUCUUCACAGCUGAGAUGGUUCUGAAGAUCAUCGCUCUGGAUCCGUAUUAUUACUUUCAGCAGGGCUGGAACAUCUUUGACAGUCUGAUCGUCAGUCUGAGUCUCAUGGAGCUGGGUUUGUCCAACGUGGAGGGUCUGUCCGUCCUGCGCUCCUUCAGACUGCUGAGAGUCUUCAAGCUGGCAAAGUCGUGGCCGACUCUGAACACGCUCAUAAAGAUCAUCGGGAACUCUGUGGGCGCUCUGGGGAACCUGACGCUGGUUCUGGCCAUCAUCGUCUUCAUCUUCGCCGUGGUCGGCAUGCAGCUGUUCGGGAAGAACUACGAGUCCUGCGUCUGCAAGAUCUCCAAGGACUGCACGCUGCCCCGCUGGCACAUGAAGGACUUCUUCCACUCGUUCCUCAUCGUUUUCCGGGUCUUGUGCGGAGAGUGGAUCGAGACCAUGUGGGACUGUAUGGAAGUGGCCGGACAGCCGCUCUGCAUCCUGGUCUUCAUGCUGGUCAUGGUCAUCGGGAACCUCGUGGUCUUGAACCUGUUCUUGGCGUUGCUCCUCAGCUCCUUCAGCGCCGACAACCUCUCGGCUCCGGACGAGGACGGCGAAAUGAACAACCUGCAGAUCGCCAUCGCUCGCAUCCAGCGCGGCAUGCUGUGGCUCCGGCAGGCGCUCUGCGACUUCUUCAACGGGAACUUCAAACGGCGCCGGCAGAAGGCCAAGGAGGCCAAAGCCAUGCUGAAGCUGAAGAGACUGAGCCAGCAGGCGCACUGGGCCGAGGGAAACGGGACGGCCGGCGUCAUCGAGCGCAGCGGGGAGGACGACAGCUACAUGACCAACCCCAACCUCACCAUCAGCGUCCCCAUCGCGCCCGGAGAGUCCGACGUGGAGUUUCCCGAGGAAGAGGAGGAGGACGAGGACGAUGCCAGCGAGAGCUCCGAGGAGGAAGAGGAGCAAGAGGAAACCAAACCGAGAGACGACACCAGCCUAUCAGAGGGCAGCACAAUUGAUCUCAGGAAACCUGGCGAGGAAGAGGACGAAUACUCUGAGAUGGCCGAAGAGGCCAUGGAUCCGGAAAACUGCUUUCCUGACGUUUGUGUACGUCGCUUUCAGUGCUGUGAAAUCAACACGUCCGAGGGUCUGGGUCGAGCUUGGUGGCGUCUGAGGAAGACGUGUUAUCAGAUAGUGGAGCACAGCUGGUUUGAGACCUUCAUCAUCUUCAUGAUCCUCCUCAGCAGUGGAGCGCUGGCAUUUGAAGACAUUUACAUUGAACAAAGGAAAGUGGUCAAAGUGGUGCUUGAAUAUGCAGACAAGAUCUUCACCUACAUCUUCAUCUUGGAAAUGACUCUGAAGUGGAUCGCCUACGGUUUCAGGAAAUACUUCACCAACUACUGGUGCUGGCUGGACUUUCUCAUUGUGGACGUGUCUCUCGUAAGCCUGGUAGCAAACACGCUGGGCUACUCGGACUUUGCUGCCAUCAAAUCUCUCAGAACGCUCAGAGCCCUCAGACCGCUGAGAGCGCUGUCCCGGUUUGAAGGCAUGAGGGUGGUGGUGAACGCGCUGAUCGGCGCCAUCCCGUCCAUCAUGAACGUGCUGCUGGUGUGUCUGAUCUUCUGGCUGAUCUUCAGCAUCAUGGGCGUCAACCUGUUCGCCGGCAAGUUCGGCCGCUGCGUCAACCGCACCGGCUUCAUCUACAACGCGUCCUACAUCAACAACAUGACCGAGUGCAUGGAGAUGAACAGCACGCAGUACUACUGGACCAAAGUCAAGGUCAACUUCGACAACGUGGGCGCCGGGUACCUCGCGCUGCUGCAAGUGGCCACGUUCAAGGGUUGGAUGGAGAUCAUGUACGCCGCGGUCGACUCACGAUCCGUGGAAGAGCAGCCCAUUAAAGAGAACAGCCUGUACAUGUACCUGUACUUCGUCAUCUUCAUCAUCUUCGGCUCCUUCUUCACGCUCAACCUCUUCAUCGGUGUCAUCAUUGACAAUUUCAACCAACAGAAACGAAAGUUAGGAGGACAGGACAUCUUUAUGACAGAAGAACAGAAGAAAUAUUACAACGCCAUGAAGAAACUAGGAUCCAAAAAACCUCAGAAACCCAUUCCAAGACCUCCUAACCCGAUCCAAGGAUUCUUCUUCGAUUUGGUGUCUAAACAAGCGUUCGACAUCAUGAUAAUGCUGCUGAUCAUCCUCAACAUGGUGACGAUGAUGGUGGAGACGGACGAACAGUCUCCCAGCAUCGAGUACAUCCUCUACUACAUCAACCUGGCCUUCAUCGUCAUCUUCACCACCGAGUGCAUCAUCAAACUCAUCGCCCUGCGCUGCUACUUCUUCACCAUCAGCUGGAACAUCUUUGACUUUGUGGUUGUCAUCCUCUCCAUUGUGGGCAUCGUUCUUGCCGACAUCAUUGAGAAGUACUUCGUCUCGCCAACGCUCUUCCGUGUCAUCCGGCUGGCUCGAAUCGGACGGAUCCUCCGGCUCAUCCGCGGCGCAAAGGGAAUCCGGACGUUGCUGUUCGCGUUAAUGAUGUCGCUCCCGGCGCUCUUCAACAUCGGCCUGCUGCUGUUCCUCGUCAUGUUCAUCUACGCCAUCUUCGGCAUGGCCAACUUCGCCUACGUCAAGAAGCAAGGCGGCAUCGACGACAUGUUCAACUUCGAGACGUUUGGCAACAGCAUGAUCUGCCUCUUCCAGAUCACAACGUCGGCCGGAUGGGACAACUUGCUCAGUCCGAUCCUCAACAACUCGCCGGAGGAAUGCGACCCGGACGUCCCGCACACCGGAACGAACGUUCGAGGAAACUGCGGGAAUCCUUCGGUGGGAAUCACGUUUUUCGUGACGUACAUUAUUAUAUCGUUUCUCAUCGUGGUGAACAUGUACAUCGCGAUUAUACUGGAAAACUUCAGCGUGGCUACUGAGGAGAGCACGGAGCCGCUCAGCGAGGACGACUUUGAGAUGUUUUACGAAGUCUGGGAGAAGUUCGAUCCGGAGGCGACGCAGUUUAUCGAGUAUUCGAAACUCUCGGAUUUUGCCGACUCGCUCUCGGAGCCGCUGCGCAUCGGAAAGCCCAAUAAAAUCAAACUGAUUUCCAUGGACCUGCCAAUGGUGAGUGGUGACAAGAUCCACUGUUUGGACAUCCUCUUCGCGUUCACCAAACGCGUCCUCGGAGAGUCGGACGAAAUGGACGCGCUGAAGCAGCAAAUGGAGGAGAAGUUCAUGAUGGCGAACCCGUCCAAGAUCUCCUAUGAGCCGAUCACGACGACGCUACGUCGGAAGCAAGAGGACGUUUCCGCCAUUGUGAUCCAACGCGCGUAUAGGAGGCAUCUAUUGCGACGGCAGCUGAAACAAGCAUCGCUACUUUACCGUCAAAUUAACAUGCCGGACGCCGCCAAAGAAGGCGACAGCUCGCCGGAGAACGAAGGACUUAUCGUUUCAAUGAUCAUGGAGAACUACGGCACCGAAGUUGAGGUUACAGAAACUUUAUCGGCUACUUCGUCUCCGCCGUCGUACGACAGCGUCACAAGAGCGACUAGUGAGCUUUUCCACGCUCUAAUCCCAGACGCCGCGAACACGGACCUCAGCGAACCUUUCACAGAUCGAGAUCGCGAGACGUUUCUGUGACGAUGAUGGACGGACGGACGUCUUUUCCUUUUGUUUACCGAAUGUAACAUAGACGCAAAAUCCUCGGAGGUUUUUGUAGACUGUUUUAAUUUCUCUUGUGGUUCACGUUUGUUUGAAUAUACAAGGGGAAAGUGUCGCAGACAUGCUCUUCGAACAUGCACACGUCAACCUUCACAGUUUGAAUGCAUGAACGAGAUCCGUAGUCGCAAUUAUAUCGUAUAUUAGACUGAGCGCAACACAUUUUAAUCCAAGAGUCUGCCUGACCGUAAGUUCAUUAAAGGUCUUACUUCAAACGGCGUGAUUCCUUUUAAGAUUUGAGACGACGUAGAAGAAUCUUAGCGGUGCAUCCGUGUUAUAAACGUUCAUACUUCACGCCAUUUUGGAAAGCAUGACGAUUACCUCUUUCGCUAGCGAUGAAAAGGCAGUGAGUAUUUGCACUUUCUGUUUGCUCACAAUGUUUUGUUUUGCCAUUUCGCUCAGUGUCGUUCCAAGGUGCGCAUUUCGAGACUAGUAAAAGACAAUCAGACAUGCACCAGAAAUGGUCACAUUUGCUUAAAACCUGUCUUUCUAGCGAACUAUUGCACAUGCUUCCUUUCGACCGCGCGACACACAUUUGUUUCUAUUGUGGAGUAUUUAUUUUGCAUGUGGAAACUGCAUGGUAUGGAGGGGUAACGAGAACACUUUCUUUUUAAGGUUUUGCACACUAUACGUUCAGCAAUAAUUUGCUACAUUUAGGAAUAACACUAAUGAUAUUUAUUGGACGUGUCAAAGUUUCUACUGUAACGGCCUCCAGCUGUAACUGUGGCUUAUAUUACUAGUGACGAUGAUGAUAGCACAUGUGUUUUUCUAUCUCAAACUGACAUUAGGAGCUCAGUCCGCUCGAACGCGCCACCGCCGCCGUUCGGGUCGGGUUGGCAGGAUUGGUGAAGGGCUGUUUUAUGUAGCAAUAGAUCCCAAGUGUGCCUGCUAGAACUAAAUCCUGUGUUUAUAAGUCAUCUUCAUGCAUUUCUUUUGAGUUUCGUAAAUCAUCCGCAGACCGUAAAUAGCAUCGAACGCAAACCGUUCCAUUGGCAUGUUACUGGAAAGGACGUAGUCGCUUGUUGUGGUCUUUUUAAAGAAAUCCCAGUAAGAUGUACUACUUAGACAAAAGGAUGACAUCUAAACACAACAUUCUGAAAUGGCUGUAUAUUAGUGGUACAAACAACAAGGGAAUCGUCUAAUGUUGGACUAGUUCAUCUGAAUCAGUUGUGAUGCAAACAAACCUCUUUUCAAAACUCAAAAAUUCAUUCGCUAAUGGCGGUUUCCAUGCAGGGAUCAAAUGCGAUGCAAGCAAAGCUUCAAAUUAAAUAUUUCAUUUCAAAAGCAAAGUCUGAAGUGAUUUCAGGCUGCUUUAAUACCACAAUCUCAUUUUAAAACCCAAAAAUUCAUUACCUUCUCAUGUCCGAAGUGCAGGGUUCGUACAAGGUGCUUAAGGUGCUUGAAGUACUCGACUUUUUAAAAUUUAAGGCCUGGAAAACUCUUGAAAAUAGCAAUAUUCCUAAAGAGGUACUUGAAUUAUUGAAAGACAAUGUAUCUAAGAAAUAAGUGUUUAAUUUUGUCAAUAAGCACAUCUUUUUGCAUCAUACCUUUUUCCCUUAUUUCAGUUAAUGUCAGAAAGCAAUCAAGAUAAGCUAGUAGUCGUACUGACAGUGUCGUGUAAACAUGGCUGAAGACGCGAAAAGAAAAACAGACAAAUCGAAUCAAUUGAGUCAUUUACGCUGGAACUGCUCAGAUUGACUCAAACUCGUGACUCAAUCAUUAAUUUCAAUUGAUUCACUAACAAAUUCAUUAUUUGACAUUGCCUGUAACGAUUUUAAAAAGCACAUCGUGAUUGGUGAAACGGAGCUUUUCGAAACUCUGAAUCAGUUAAAGCAUUGCGUUGCAAAAUGAUUCAUUUUUUCCAAAGCGCUCCAGUCGAAUCGGGUAUUGCGAAUCGUUUGAUUCAGAUUGGGACUUCAAAUUGCUUAUCGCAUAUCAUUUGAUUUGGAACGGAACGGGUUUGUGAAUCAUUUUGCGAAUUGGAUGAUUCAAAUCAAAUGAUUCUCGAUUUGCGAUUUGAAGUCCCGAUCUAAAUGAAAUGAUUCAUGAUAUAUGAAGUUCCGAUCUAAGUCAAAUGAUUCACGAGCAGUGCUCCGGGUCUAGAUCCAGAGUGUGGAUCAUUUGAUUUAGGUUGGAAUUUUGGAGCAAAGCAAAUCAUUUGUUUCAGAACGGAGUGAUUUCGCAAAUCUUUUUUCAGAUUUUUUUUAAAUGGUAGAAAAUAUCAAACCAUUAGGACAGUACAUUUAUAAAAAAAAAAAAAACAACAAAAAAAAGUAUACACACAUGCAAAUCCCCUGAGAAAAUUAACCGUGGUUUUACUAUAGUAAAAAUGUGCUUCACUUUAUUUUUGCCAUUUUUUUUUUUUAGUAGUAUAUUUUUAUUAUAUCUCUUUUUUAAUUUGAAAUAGAAGACAUUGUGAGAUCUGAUUGAAGUCCUAGAAAAUCAAAGUAGUGCUUAAAAGGUCCUUGAAAGUCCUGGAAUUUCAUUUUACAGUAUCUGUACGAACCCUGGAGGUGUGUUUCUGAAACGCUCGUCGUGUCGUGUGACCGAGUGAAUUGUAAAUAAGCAUCAGAUGUCGCUGUGUACAUUUACACAGAUAAAAUGGCACGGCUCUGACUCAACGCAGCUUUAAUUUACAGGAAAUCUGAUACGUGACCUGUGCAAACUACAUUUACAGGCUUAAAAAAACCACAGAGGCUCAAUGGCUAAAAUAGACUGGGCUCGGAUAAUUGUUAAUGUGAUUAUUCUGACAUGAGCGUCGGUGAAGGGCCUUUGUAGUCUGAGUGUCUUUGGUUCGAGGUUUGUUUGCAUUACAUCUGAACACUUGAACUUGUUUUUUACAGACCUUAUUUAGGCUGGAUGCCAUAGUUAAUUUGAUGGUAAUGAGGGUGUGAGGGGAACAGCCCGUGAAAAUUGUUUGGAAACUAUCUAGAAAGGCUGCUUAAUAAACAACACUGAAUUUCUGGGUUAAUUAGAAAUGCAUUUUCCAAUUUGUUAAGAAAUGAUUCACUUUACAUUGAACAGAUAAAACAUUCCUUACUUAGAUUUAAAAAAAUGUCUGGCUCAGAAAUUGCUAGUAAAUUUCACAAUUACAAAAAAGGAAAAAUGGAAUUAAAUGUGGAACUUUGAAGUAGAAAAACAAAAAAUGUAUUUUUUGCAAAAACAAAAACAAAAUAACAAUUAUAUACAGUACCAGUCGAAAGUUUUUGAACAGUAAGAUUUUAAUGUUUUUUUUUUUUUUUUUAAAUAAGUCUUCUCUGCCCA
This is a messenger RNA of Labeo rohita (rohu), 9564 nucleotides long. RefSeq names its product sodium channel, voltage gated, type V-like, alpha b (gene scn5lab). Lineage: Eukaryota; Metazoa; Chordata; Actinopteri; Cypriniformes; Cyprinidae. The transcript has 27 exons. The record is from RefSeq and is a predicted model, not a curated record. Bases 379 to 6222 code for a protein of 1947 amino acids. Gene Ontology annotation, biological process: neuronal action potential; sodium ion transmembrane transport; membrane depolarization during action potential. Gene Ontology annotation, cellular component: voltage-gated sodium channel complex; plasma membrane; axon. Gene Ontology annotation, molecular function: protein binding; voltage-gated sodium channel activity.